Messenger RNA from Stylonychia lemnae, 2700 nucleotides. NCBI's taxonomy places the organism in Eukaryota, Ciliophora, Spirotrichea, Sporadotrichida, Oxytrichidae. The record is from the annotation of a GenBank genome assembly.
AUGUAAAUCUCUGAUUGCUUAUUUUUAUAUGGAAUGUCUGCUAUUGGAGGAGCCAUUUAUAUAGCUGGAUAGGGAAAUUAUAACAUUUAAAAUUCUAAGUUCAUAAAUAAUAAAGCUUUAACCAAUGGAGGUGCAAUUUUCGCAUAGAAUUUUUAGAGUAUCUACAUUGUAGAAAGUACUUUUAAAGAUUGUUAAGCUUAAGUAGGUGGUGCUAUAUACAUUGAAAAUUAACAAAUUCUAACAAUUUUGAGUUCGAAGUUCAUAAAUAAUUAAGCUUUAAAUUCAGUAAAUUAAAAUAACUAAUAAAAAAACUAAGGAUCAGGAGGAUCAAUAUACCAUUCAUGUGAAGCAAUAACAUUGAAUUGCCAGUUGAUAUUUAAUGGCUCAAACUAGUUUUUAGAAAAUCAUGCUGAUGUUUAGGGUGGAGCUUUAUUUUGGGAUUCAGUAGAACCAUAUUUAUUGGAAUAGCCUCAAUUCAAAUAAAAUACAGCAAUAUACUAUGCUUUGAAAGAUAAUUAUGGGCAGAUAGUAGGUUCAGAUUCAAAGAGCAAAGUAAUAAUAUCUUUUAUUACAGAUAAUCUAAAUUCAGAAUAGAGCAAAUAUCCACCUAACAUUGAGGGAUAAACUGAAUUUUUAUUUGACUAAGGUGUUACAAUAGUAAAAGAUACUAACCUUAUUGGCACUCCAGGAUAGUAAUAUGUCAUAAAAUUUUAAACCGAUGCUCUUGAGACUUUAAAACAAUAGAACCAAAUUCUGAAGAGAUCCUCUUUAUUUUCACCAACUAAUUUGGACAUUAAUCUAGAGUUGAAUUUUAGAUAAUGUUUGGUCGGAGAAUACUUCACUGUAGCUGGAAAAUGUAUCUAAUGUGAAGUUGGUUAUUCUUUGAUAGAGAUGAAUGAGCCAGGAUCAUGCAUGGAUUGCAAAUCAGACAGGGCUAUAUGUCUAGGAGGCUCACAUAUUGGACCAUUACCUGGAUAUUGGAGAAUGAAUGUUAAUUCAAGUACAUUUAUUAAAUGCCGUCAAGAAAAAGCUUGUCUUGGAAUGAUUGACCCAAAUAACAAUCCACUUGGUGAAUGUGAAAGAGGAUAUUAAGGAGUUUUAUGUGCUGAUUGCUAAAUAAACUAUUAUCAGAAUAUCUUAUAUCAAUGCGAAAAAUGUCCUGAGAUCUGGAGAGAUUUAAUAAAACUUAUUUCAGUUAUGAUUGCUAUUGUUCUUAUUUCAGUAUUGAUGAUCAGAAAUUCAUUAAAAACCUAAACAAAUCUAGAGACUUUAUAAUGGUCUAUUCUUUUUUUGCUUUCAAAUGUUCAGAGAUUGAAAAUGAAUAAAGGCUAUACUUUGAUCUAGAGAUCAUUUGUUAGAGUUAUUCUUACUAGACUUACAAUUAAUUUGUUGCUAUUCCAAGCAUUCUUGUUUGGGGAAUAGGUAUUCCAUUAUUCUAUUAUUUUCUCUUAUAUAAAUUUCUUAUUUUUCAAUGUUAAGAAGUAACCGUUUUAUACAUAAGCUCUCAAUGAUAUUGAAAGCAUUUCUUUAAUUUCUCAACUAGCUUUCAUUUUUGUUGGAUUAUUCUUUCUUCUCAACAAAUCUCAAGAUUGGAUUGAUCAAAAUCCAGACCAAUCCAAGGGAGCAGUGACUCUUUCUAGAGAAGCUGAAAUUACUCUAUUCAUCUGCAUACUAGUAAUCAAUUUACUAUUCAUAGUAUUUUGGAUAAAAGAAGUCAUUAUAGAAUUGAAACAAUACCUUAGAGAGAAAAUGCCCAAGCUUUAUAUUUAGCUCUUUUUAUGUAACAACGAUUCUUUGUUCCAAAGUUAGGUUCAGAAAUAUUAAGAUAAGCAAGGAAACUUAAGAUUUUAUGAAUUGAUUAAAAGAGAAAUAGAAAAUGAUAGAAGAGCAAUACGAUCUGGGAAUUUUAUACUUAAAAAAAAUAUUAGUCAAAAAAUUAAUAACUAUCUAUCUAAUGAAUAAAUUAUCUAAAUCGUAAAUAAGAAAGCCCUCCUAAGUAUUUUGACAAAUCAAACAGCUAAAUCUAAUCUUAUAUAAACAUUCGAUGAAAAUAAAGCAAAUAAUAAUCACAAAAAUCUAACUAUAAAAAAGUCGGUCUCAAUAAAUCCUCAUCUCUCUAUUUAUGAUUAAAAUUCAAAGGAUCCAUUUGUAAGAGAAAAAUUGAAUUUUUUAAUAGAAAGUGAUGCACAGUAUACUAGUGAAUAACUAUUGCUCGAUAACCUAGAAUAAUUUACUGAAGAGAAUAAAGAAUUGAAUUAUUGGUAAAAUCCACCCAAUUCAAAUGGAAAUAUUAAAGUUUAAAAUGAUUACAAUACAGUAUAAAUUGCAAAAUAAAAAAGUUAUUUAAUUCAAGGAACAGAAAUUGACAUUACUGAAAAAUAACUUCAAUUAAAUUAUAAAUAAGAUGAGAGAAUUAUACUUAAAGAUAUUAUAAAAAUUGGAAAUUCAUUGAUUAGACAUAAUUAGAUCCCUAAUGAAAAUCAGCUUGUGAAUGAUUAGUCAAUAGCUAAUAAAACAUAUUAGGCUUUUGAUGAAAAUGAUUCUUUGAAAGUCAUUUAAGAAGAGGAAAGUCUUAAUGAUUUAGAACCAUAGAUAGAUUUUUUCUCAAAAUAAGAUAAAUAAAAACAUUAUGAAACUGAGGACAUCGCUAUUGAAGAAAUAUUAAAUGAUAUUGAAAUAAUUACCGACGAUGAUUAGUGA